AUGCAACGCUAUAAUCCACCACAAAGCUCGAAUCAAAUGUACUGCCCAGGAUGUAAUCGUCAAAUUCGAAAAGUUCAAGAGUUGAUGGACGAGAGGUACCUGACAAACAUUUGUAAUGAAGUGGAGAAGAACACCAUGAGACUUCAAAUUCAAGAUUUGGAGAGACAAGUUCAAAUGCGUCGAUGUGAGAAUCGGAAGAUGAAGACUAUUCAGGAAGUCGAAAAGGAAGGAUCAACAGAAUCUCAAGAUUCAAUUCAUGACCAUCCAAUGGUAAAAGUGUUGAUGGAGAUCAACGAUCAAUUGAUGAUUGAAAUGAGAAAAAAGGUUGAAGCUCCAGAAGAAUAUCCAUUAGAAGAAUGGAAAGAUGCUAUUGAACAAAAAUGGAGUGAAAAGUAUGAAAAGCUUCGUGAUUAUGCAUUGGAUCAACAAGACAUGGUCAAAUAUAUGGAAGAGAAUGAUGAUCGACAAAAAGAAAGUAUUGAGAAGUAUAAACGGAAAAUUGGUUCGAUGAAAAAAGUAAUUGAAAAGAUGGAAUUCGAAAUGGCACUUCUUCAAUCGGAAUUGGAAAUGAAAGACUCCUCAUGUGUCGAGAAGUCUGUAAAUAGUGAGGAAAAGCAGGAAAACAAGGAAAAUCUUUCUGGUGUUCUCGAUAAUAAAUUCAUUUUCCAGAACUAA
Molecule: messenger RNA, 675 nt
Organism: Caenorhabditis elegans
Lineage: Eukaryota; Metazoa; Nematoda; Chromadorea; Rhabditida; Rhabditidae
Gene: K04G2.10
Exons: 1
Coding region: 1-675 (224 amino acids)
Source: RefSeq, marked reviewed